Rhododendron vialii is the source of this 1157-nucleotide messenger RNA. RefSeq lists its product as uncharacterized. The coding region runs from base 165 to 881 and encodes 238 amino acids. The transcript is spliced from 2 exons. The record is from RefSeq and is a predicted model, not a curated record. NCBI's taxonomy places the organism in Eukaryota, Viridiplantae, Streptophyta, Magnoliopsida, Ericales, Ericaceae.
UUUUUUUUAUAAGAUCGGACUAGAUACCUGUUUGGAUACAGGAAGAAAACCACUCGAGCCAUUUGGCGCCAUUUUUCUCGAGUCCACAUAUUUCCAUGCUUUGUCCCCCAUCUAUACAAACCCUAAUGAUCGAAUUACAAACCAACCGAGCUAUCUAAGCAAGAAUGCGACGGCCCUCUUUCCACUCCGGUUUCUUCUCCUCUCUCAAACAGGUAGAGAAGAGACUGAAACUAGAGAACCCAUCACAGCCCUCCACUCCGUCUCCACCGCCGCCGCCGCCACCACAAGAAACUUGCAAUACACAAAUUGAAUCUCUGAGCUCCCCUAUAUACCUCAACUUUGACCAACCUAACAACAGCAGCAGCAGCAAUAUUAACCACCUCUCAUCCCUCCAAUCCAGCGAGCCUCCAAGAGAAUUCCUCUCAUGUUCCUUAGAUUUUCCACAAACCCAUGAGAACCCACCUCCACCAGACACUGUACAAGACCCACAAACAAUCAACAGAACCGCGGCCAAUGAGAUUGAAUUGUUAAUACAGCUUCUGUGUUUGUCAGAUUGCGAAGAGGAGGAAGAGGGAAACAGGUUUGGUUUGGGGUCAAAGAGCGGUGGUGGGGUUGGCGGAAGUUGUGGUCAUGAGUGUGGAUUCUAUUCCAAGAUUGUUGGAGUUAAGGGGCCCAAAUGUGGGAGAGAAGUGGAGAGACUGGAGGGAUGGAUUAAGCACUUUAAGAAUGAUGGUGGAGAUGGACGGAGGGAACCUCUGAGAUUGGCUUAUUUGCUUUUGGCCAAAGCAGCUUCUCUUUCCGAGGGCAGUGGUGGUUUUGGUGAAAUAGAGUUCCCCACAACUGUGGAGGAGUUCUUGAAUCAUGAUCCCCCGAAAUACUAGGCCUGUUUUGGAGAAUAGGUUCAACAGAGCACCUAGCUAAUUCCAAUGUUGGAAAAAUUGCCAGGCGGGGACUAGGUGCCGACUAGUUGGCUGCUUAAUCUAGGCGUUGGACCACUGCCUAACGCCUAGGCGAGGAGUAGUCAGCCCAGGUGGCCAAUUUUUUUAGAACACUGGCUAAUUCCUUAUGAGAUUGUUAAAGAAUUAGCAAGAAACUAUGUUGAAAGUCUCUUCUUUGUCUAGUAUUGGUGAUUAUGUUGUAUUCACAAUGUUAUGGAC